AUGGGGGUGUCGGCGCUGCUGCUGCUGCUGCUGCUGCUGCCGUUCGCCUCCUGUCUUGCGGGCCACGGGGGAGAGCGGAUUCUCGCCGCGCCCACGGACGCCCACUUCCAGGCCCGGCUCUUCCAUCACCUGCUUCGCUGGGAACCGGGCCCUCAAGCGGCCGCCGGGGUCCUGUACGAGGUGCAGUAUCGGAGGCUCGGCAACGACAGCUGGAGGGCCGCCGCCAACUGUACCCGGAUCGCGCUCACCUUCUGUGACCUCACCUGCGAAACUCAGCAGCCCGCGUUUUACUACCUGGCCCGGGUGCGCGCCGUAGCCGGGAACAGCUCCUCCGCCUGGAACUGGACGCGCCGAUUUACUCCCAGCCAAGCAACUCUAUGGCUCUCCAAGGUGACCCUCUCCAGGAGCAGGAACCAGAUCCAUGUCUCUCUGCAGCUUCCCACCAGCUGCUGGGCCAACCUCUCUUAUGAAGGCAGCUAUGAGGCCUGGGGGGAAUAUCUUGCCCGAGUCCGAAGAGUGUCCGACGACCAGGAGCUCCUGCAGGCCCACAGCAGUCUGGAAUUUGACCUGCCCCUGCUGCUGUGGGGGGAGGAGUACUGCAUCAGCGUGAAGCCUCGGGUGACCUCCAGGCCAAACCCUGCUAACUGGACGGAGGAGCAGUGUGUCUCCAUACCCCCCCUAGAAGAGAAGACUGUCCUUACCCCGAGUUUGGCCCUCCUGACUCUUCUCAGCCUUGGAAUUCUGGGUGCAGGGCUGAGCUUGGCCUCUGCCUACAAGAAGAAGCCCACAAGGAUGCCUUCAGUCCUGAAAUCACCCCUUGGGCACAGCUUCUGCUGGGGACUGAUGGAGGAAAGUGAAAUCUGCAUCCAACACAUGGAGACCGAGUCCAUCCAGCAGCUCUUCUUCCUGGGCCCACAGGACCACGCACACCUGGAGAGGAGAGGGAGCCCUGGCACUGGAGCGGUGCUUCCAGAGAAGAACGGCCGCUGGCGGGAAGAGGAGGGAAGAGGGCUGAAGGAAGGCAGCGGCUGCAGUGCAGACAGUGGCAUUUGCCUGCAGGAAAUCUCUGGCAGCCUGGACAAUCUGCAUUUCACCUUGGACGUUGGUCAAGAGGCCGGCAUGCAGAAAGAUGCCGGAAGCUCUGGGAUAAACGGGCAGCCGCUCCCAGGGGAAGGAUCACCACCCGAGGAUGUGACUGAGGCCCAUUUUUCUGGGUACAAGCAACAGUCAGGGGCUCCUUUGGAUUGCCUGGGGCCUCCCUCCAGCACGGAUGGGCAGCUGCUUCUGACUACUGGCUAUUUGAAGCAGACCUUCCUCGGAGCCCCCCCUGGCUUGCAGGGGGCUGCCCUCCCGAAGGACUUCCUGCAUCGCCUGGGUCAGGAGGAAGAGCAGUUUCCAAGCAGCUUCUCCCCGGACGUCUUCGGACCGUAG
Molecule: messenger RNA, 1431 nt
Organism: Thamnophis sirtalis
Lineage: Eukaryota; Metazoa; Chordata; Lepidosauria; Squamata; Natricidae
Source: RefSeq, a predicted model, not a curated record